AUGAACCGCGAAACAGUACAAGUUCUGGAAGAGAACAUCUAUUUUGACAUGGAACUUAAAAACGAAACUGGUGCAAGAGUUUACGAAAAUAUUGCAAGUGAUACCCGCACGGUGCCUGAAGUCAAACAAACCGCCUUUGAGAAUGAAAAGGCCAAAAGGAAAGAAGGAUCAACACAACGCAGGAAACACCCACAGUCAGAUGCAGAUGUGGUGCGGCGACUGUUGUGUAUAAUCAUCGCUGUUGUUGCAGUUUUCUUUUUGAUAGCUGCUUGCACUUUGAUUUUAGCCGUGUUGGUGCUGAUGUUUCACCGGGGUGGUACUGCUUCAGCAGAUUUCUCUUCAGUGCAAGGUAAGAGAGCUUUUUCCAGUUUCUUCGGAAUAGGCGUUAAUUACAUGCGGGGGUUUAAGAUGGGCCGCAAUUGGCAGCAUAUGGUGAGGGUGAUCAAAAGCGCAAGAAAAAAUCAAGUUUUUGCACAUCAAAGGUAUAAUACCUAUUUGGCACACGCUGUACAAAGGUUAAGGUGCGUUUGCACAACUCUUGGCAAUUAUUUGACGACUUUAUUCUGUCAUUGAUGCUAAGCUAAUUUGUAUCACCGUUGAGGAAAGGCAUAGACGGCACUAGUUUUGCCACCCGAGACGGGCAUAUGGUAAAGACAUAUUAAGUUAAUUAACCACCUGACACCAUGAGUGAAAAAGGCGAUAUUUCAUGCAGUUCGGACCUAAAAUUGACCAAUCGCAGAACGAGAAAUCGCUAAUGAUAUGUCUCACCGAUAUACAUCGGAAUGGAGACUACAAGGAACGUCUGAAUUUUCAGAUCUCAUUAAUGGUAGUCUAAUUAUCUGUUCGUCUUAAUGAUGCUGCUUCAUUAUCAACAAAUUGAACAAACGUGAGUUAAUACAGAACAAUAUGCGUAUUUUUAAAAAAGGUAAUGAAAGACCGAAUGUUUGAAAUCCUCAACCUGUCAUCAUUUAAACUAAGUAAAAAAAAAAAGGCUUGAAGCAGCAAGCUUAAAAACCCUGUUUUAUAAAGCCAGGGCUAAAAGCGAAGCUCUGGUUAAUAAUACUUACAAACAAAAAAAAUUAAACCGUGUAAUGCUAAACGGGGACGACAAUGAAAAUGGCUUCAAGACUAAUAGAUCUAAUUAGCAAAAAAACAAAUUGCACGUGCAGCACACUUUUUCUUCUAAUUACCAAAAAACAACCGUUGGAGGAAUUGUCGUAUGUACUUACCCAAUAUUUUGUUUCCUGUGUUCAUGUUUAUCCACAUUAGUGUAAGUAUAAAAAAUAACGCCGAAAAAGACACGACUUUGUUGUUGUUUUUUCUUUCUAAAAGUCCGGGCAGCCCUGUGAUUUCCGUCCAAAUAAAACCUUGAGUUGCAUUUGGCUUGCCAUACCUGUUGAUUGAGUUAUUUUACAUUGGUAUGCCUGUGGUGCGGACGGACGGUCAAUGUACGGUCACGUGAUUAACAAAUUUUCUCGGAUAUCCAAACCAUGAUUAAACCUCAUUGUCGAGUGAAUAAAGAUUUCAUUUCGGGACGGGUAAUACAGGGCUUGUGUACUGACUUGGCAUUAAGGGAGUUGUAGUUUUUCCACAUCAUAAUGCUAACGUUAAAUUUACUAAAUUCUUUGCACUAUUUUGUCACCGAGACGAAGAAAGGCCGACGCCAUCUGUGAAAUUAACUGAUUUUGCCCGGGUACCUUCAACGUAAGGAGCGGGAAUCAUUUGUUUGUACAUGAAAAUGUCCUCACGCAGUGCUUUCACGGCCUUGUUCAAACAUAAUUCUUUAUGGCGAAUGAAACCGCUCAAAAUGAAAGACAUUUUUCGGGGGUCAAAUUGCGUAACAGUCUGAAAGACCAUUAGUACGUGCUGCCUCGUCCCCAGUCGCUCGCGUCCUCUCAUGUUCCUCAAUCCCCACUUAGCCUUGGGAAAGCGUGUGGAGUAGGCAGUAGUACGUGUGUAGUCUUAGCUCUUUGAACAUAACUUAAAACUUGCGAUGUACAUUUAAGACAGAGAGUGAUGAAACGUCUUUUCAAGUCGCAUUGAACGUUAUUGUAAUUAUUAUUUGAUUGCCUUAAUGAUGCCGCACUUAACCAUAAAAAAAAAUUGAAAAAAUGUUUGCUAUUGUAUGAAAUUGGUCUGUAUUAAAUGAUAAAGAACCAGAGUAAAUAGGCUCAAAUGAUAGCCUGAGGCAAAAGGUCAACACAACGUUUACUUUAUGACUUUAUUAUUUUACUCAUUUAUUUUUACAAGCCCUAGUACAGAGACCAAGUGCUUGAAUUACAGAAAACAACUGAAAAAUAAGCUUCAAAAAUAAAGAGGUUCGACACAAAACGUGUGCAUAUUUAUACAACAAGAGGAACGUUAAGACCACUCUUACAUUACUUCGUGUAUUAAUCAAUUUAUGUCAAAGAGUUAAAUUUGUUUAAGCUGUCCAAAAUAUAUACUGUACUUCUUUGUUUAAGAUGAUUAAUCAAUCACGAUAAAGGCUCAAUCCUAUUCAGCUGUUGGCAACUCAAAAUACAUACAAACGAAUGAGCUUAAGAAAGCGCCAAAUUUAUUAAUAUGUCAAUGGUAAAACGGUGUCAAAAUCGGAUUAAAAUCGCACCACACUUGAAUAGACGACAUUUGUCCCUUUAGACCGAUCUAAAGUAGACUGGUGAAUACAGAUGCAAUAUCCUAAUUCCCUAAAUCUGAAUUUAUGCCGGCUUUCGACCGGCGGUUUCGCAGCGCAAUCGGCUGAUCCAAUGUCUGGUUACAUGUCAUAAGACUGAAAUUUCAACUUUGUGUCAUCUGAAUCGUUACGAAUACGUCAUGUUCAGUAUAAACGUUUCACUGGUCAAAGUAGUCAAAUAAGGCCCAUUAGAGUCUUGUCCAUACUAACGCGUUAUCGAUAGCCUCCGUUCUCGUUCACGCUAAAACCAUCACGCUCUCAGCAAAAACGAAAGUGUUAACCAGCGGAGGCUUUGGCUUUGGUAGGCUACCAAAGCCACAGAAGUCAAACUAAAGCCUCCGCUGUUCAACACUUUCGUUUUUGCUGACAGCGUGAUGGUUUUACCGUGAACGCAAAAGAUGCAUUCAAAACAUGUAUGAAGACGGGGUCUAAAUUACUCUCAUUACAUUACCCUAUUUUCCAGUAAAAUCGUCGAGACCGAUCGAGCGCGUAGAAAAGGGACGCGAUCUUUAUUUCAGGGAAGUGUGAGUUGGGAAAGACUGUCAAAUCUACCCAAGGGGCCAAGCAGGACCUUGGAUAUAGAUUGCAGGAAAACAAAAUCUCGUAGGACCUCGUACUUUUCCUUCAGUUACUGACUUGUCAACUGUCAAAGUUGUAACAUUGGCAGACCAUGCCAAUGUUACAACUUUGGCAGUUGACAAGUCAGUAACUGAAGGAAAAUUGAACAUGAAAGGUCGCCCCCUGUAAGGGAAUUUGGAUUCCAGAAUCCUCGAAUUUCUUUAUCGUGGAAUCCGGGAUCCUGGGCUUGGAAUCGGGAAUACCGCUAAGGAUUGGAAUCAGGAAACCAGGUUCCACAAACAAACAACCUGGAAUCCGGAAUCCACCACGUGAAAUCCAGAACCCAAGGGUGCUUUCUUUUGGGAUGAUCUGGAUCAGGAUCUGUGAUCCGAGAUCACUCGGAUAAUGGUAGAUCAAAUGAACCGAUGAAUCCUUGUCCAGAGUGAAUUCAUCGGUUCAUUUGAUCUACCAUGAUCCGAGUGAUCUCGGAUCCCUAAUCCUGAUCCGGAUCAUCUCAAAGGAACGCACCCAAGACUCUCUUGGAUUCCAUUACAUGGGGUGGGAAAGGGGACAAUUCUAGGAUGCGCGUAUCAAUUUAUAACUACUGUAAGAAGAUGAUGAAGAUAUUAUUAUCCUCGUGUUAAUACUGUGUUGCCAUUUUCGAUGUUUCCAUUUGUUUCCAAAUUUUAACCUCUCGCUCGUCUAAAUUAUUUUGACUCGCUUAUUCUGAUUAAUAGAUAAUUAUUUUCUUUGUUUUUCUUGUGUUUCAGUGGAAGUAACAAAACUGGUAGCGGAAACUGAAGAAAUGAAGAAAAAUCUUUCUUUCAUUGCCAGUAGUUUAAAGGUAGGUACGGUUAUUUUGCCUGCGUAUGAACUGACAGUGUUCGCGUCAAACACAACAAUUUAGAAAAUUGUCUUUCACAUCUAGUCUAUCACACCUGUAACGUAUAUUUUUCUCCUCAAGGACAAAAUAGGAGCACUAUCGCAAGAGAUACAAACAACCGGACUAGAUGUUAAACAACUCAGAGUGACUCAAAAGGUAAUCUCAUGGUGCAUCAGAAAUUGCGUCAGUGCCUUUGAUUCAUUUAUUAAACCUUUGUGGCGUUAUCAGCUGCCCAAGUCCAAACAGCUCAGCUGAAACCCUACACGACGGCCACGCAUUAGAACAGAAGAUAGUGGCCGUUGCUGAGUGAUGACCGUUGAUAGAGGUUCGACUGAAAUGAGCAGAUAAAUAACAUUAAUAAAUAUUAAAUAAAUGAUGAUGAUGAUAUUAAUAUUAAAGAUAGUAAUAAUCGACAUAGCAUUCCCUGAGGACACCCGUAUAAGAGGAACGAGAAGAAAAGACUCAAAAGGUAAAUUCAGGCUAAAAGGCAAAUAUGAAUGACAGAAAAUUCGAGCAUUGCCUUAAAGUAAGGCCCCGUCCACACGUAUCCAAAUAUGAAUGACAGCGAAAACGGUUCGGUGUAUCCGGGCUCCAGAGUGGACCAUCCGGAUAGGUGGACGCUCGUAUCCGUACAUUUUGUAUACGCUGACGUCACAGUAUCAGAACCAGUCUUAAUGCGCAUGCUCUGUUGACUAAUCCUUUGAGAUGUCCGGGUACGAAUCGGAUACGUGUGGACGGUCGUAUACGAUUCGUAUACGCUACGUGUGGACGCAGAUAUUUUUGUAUCCGCAUAAAAAAAUUUGCGGAUACAAAAAUCUCCGGAUACGUGUGGACGGGGCCUAAGAGGACUUUGGACCGCCAUUUAUUUUCUUACAACGUCAUAGAAACGUAAGUCAUUAGCCAUUAUAUCUCCAACGGUAUAAAAACAUAACGUGUUCUCUUCCACUAGCUCAAUAAAACAGCACUUUGGCAGGCAAUACAUACAAACAGAGAGGAAGUGAAACAUCUAAUUGAAAAGGUAACUACAAUUUAAACAGAAAUUAAUGAAGUGUUAAUAAGAGAUUCAACGCUGUAGAGAUUUCCAUCAUGCAGCCGCCAUCAUGAUCACCUCAGUUAUUGCCCACAAAUAAAAUAAAAAAACAACGAUAUUUAGAGAGGGUGUUCGAAGACCUGAUAAACCCUUCGCUCUUUUAAGUGUCCCCUGCAAACCGGAAGACACUCUAUAUCGAAUUGGAAUAUGGAAAGAGGGAAAACCGGAGUACCCGAAUGAAAAACCUCUCGUAGCCGCCGCCAGAUAAGACAACCAGCAUAAAACUCAAACACCAUAUGGUGUCGCCGUCGGGACCCAGAUCCAGGCCAUAUUAGCGGGAGGCAAGUGCUCUCACCACCGUGCCCUUAUAGCUUUCCAAGGCUGUGAAUAUACGUAGACUAAUUUAGUAGUCUUUGCUGAUGACAUACUUCUUUUCUUUCUCUAGUUGAUGAACAUCAGUCACAUUGAAGGUCCGAGGGGGCCCAUGGGGCCUGCCGGAUCCCCAGGAUAUAAUGGUACCCGGGGCCUUCCUGGUAUUGCCGGGCAACCAGGAUCCCCUGGCCCGCCUGGUUCUGGCAAUCUGUCACAAUGUUCUUACAAGCAAGACAAAAGUCCUCCUGUUACAGGGGGCGAUAAAGCUCAAGUAAACGUCAAGGCAACUGAGAAAAAGGUAGGGCAUUAAUAGCAGAAGGUAUCGAGAGGAUUAUCGUAAGAUAAUCUUUAAGCACUAAAGCUAAACUUUCCACUUAAAACCGUCCUGCGGAAAAUGAACCAGCAUAAGACAAUGAGGAUGAGUUCAAAGUCUAAAAAAUUACAAAAACAAAAUACAAAAAAAGCAAAAACGGCUUGUAAGUUUCAAGCUCCUUUUUGGUUUUAAAUACUUAAAAUUGGCAGCCAGUAAACCCAAUAUGAGUCAUUUGAGUUUGAUGACCAAUGUAACGAUCACCAAGGUACGACUCAAUCAUAAAUCAUGAACAACAUCCGCACGCGCAAUGGUAGUAGUGCACUGACCACUAGUUCCUUUUGUUAAGGCAAAAGUUUCUAAUUAUCAACAAGUUCCUGUGAUUGGGUACGUUGACUUGGGCGUGGUUCAGACGCCGUAUUUUUCAUGUGCCGAGCCUAAUUGAAUAAGUUCGACUUUGGAGCGACACUGGCGCGACAUCUGAUUCAGACGGCGCACCGUUUGCCAAGCCUUAGUUAAGUUCGACAAAAGUUUGACAGACUCUGUCGAACUUAGCGCUUUUCCCGCACCGAACUAAAACUGCCGUACCAAACUGAUUCAGACGCCGCUCUUGUGCCGUACUAAAUUCAUCAGUUAGGUUAGGCACAUGAGGAGAGCGGCGUCAGAACCGGGCCUCAGAGCCUUAAUAAACGACGAACGCUCACGUCCCCAUCAUUUUUUUUAACCAGUUUAAAGAUGUCAAAAGAAGCAAUGCUCACAUAUCGUUUAGGAACCUAACAUUCAGUAACUCCCACCAUUUCAAUUCAUUAGUUACUGUUCUUUGCAGGGUCAGAAAUUCCUUGGUGUGAAUUGUGGAACAAAUGAUGCAUCCGUUGUGGAGCUCACAAGCAAAGUCACGUCGGAUGGCUUUAGAGAAUACCAGUGCAAUUGUAAAAACACUGUUAAUAGCGGAGACCCGACAAUGUAUUGUUACAUUCACUACUGGGAAUGUCCAGUGUGA
Porites lobata is the source of this 6824-nucleotide messenger RNA. The record is from the annotation of a GenBank genome assembly. NCBI's taxonomy places the organism in Eukaryota, Metazoa, Cnidaria, Anthozoa, Scleractinia, Poritidae.